GUGAUUCCAGGCAGCACUGUCGGCGCCCUCGGCCGGCCCACAGGGCCGCUGGCGGGAGUCGGGCGAGCACGGCAAGCUUCACGACGCGCUGCAGCCCCCUCUGAGCAGGGUGGCACGGCAACUGCCAGGGUCUGAUAUUCUGACUCGGCUGUCUGAGGCGUUCCGGGAGAAGAUGCACCAGAAGAGCGAGGGAGUCAUGGACGCGGUGGACCAGGUCGGCAAGGCGCUGGGCACGAUCGGAGACACGGUGCACCAGGCCAUCAGCGACGGCCUCACCGCUGGCGCCCUGGCGGACGGCGGCGAGCGUUCGUCGGCAGGCCAGGUGGGCCAGGUCCUCUCCUCCAUCGGGGACACGCUGCACAAGGUGGUGUCCGGCGGCCAGGGCGACGGCCAGCGCUCGACGGGCCCGCAGGUGGACGCCGCGUCCGAGCCGGGCGCGGACGCCCCGCUGGGACACAUCCUGACGUCCAUCGGGGACAAGCUGCGGAAAGUGGCCGACGGCGGGGAGGACGGGGAGCGCGCCCUCGGGGAGGUCGGGCAGCAGGUGGGGAAGGUCCUGACAUCUGUUGGGGACACCAUCCGAGACGUGAUCAGGGAACGACAAGAGGAGGGCGACGACGACGACGACGACGUGGCGCGUCUAGUUGCCGACCCGGGCGACAACGGAGAGAAGGUCCCGUGUAAUAACGGCAUGGGCAUGAUGAACCAAAUGAACGCCACUGCCACCAUGAUGAACAUGAACGCGCGACGCAGGAGGGGCAGAGGCAGACGAGCGGCCGUUUGAUCUUACAAGUCGGAAUGUGUUUCGCCCACUCAAUAGGUAUUUGAACAAAAAACAAUAUUUAUACUAGUUUGAAAUAUGAUAAUAAAUGGACUGCAUUGGGUAAA
Frankliniella occidentalis (western flower thrips) is the source of this 888-nucleotide messenger RNA. RefSeq lists its product as uncharacterized. The transcript is spliced from 4 exons. The record is from RefSeq and is a predicted model, not a curated record. The coding region runs from base 173 to 784 and encodes 203 amino acids. Lineage: Eukaryota; Metazoa; Arthropoda; Insecta; Thysanoptera; Thripidae.